This is a messenger RNA of Linum trigynum, 814 nucleotides long. The record is from the annotation of a GenBank genome assembly. NCBI's taxonomy places the organism in Eukaryota, Viridiplantae, Streptophyta, Magnoliopsida, Malpighiales, Linaceae.
UAAUUAUGAAUGGGGAAGGAGAAAAAUAUUGGAGGGGGAAAGUGUCUUUUCAUCUCCCAUAUUCCCUCCCAAAAAAAUAGCAGCCCAUCCCUCUCCUCUGCAGAACUUGACGGUGGCCCUCUCCUCUGCAGAAAUCGAAGGCGGCCGGAAACCAUCGAGUUGCUCGUCGAUGGUGGGAUCGCCUUCGACCUGCCUGGUGGGUUGCUCUUCGUCGAAGGACGAGACACAAGGGAUGAAGAAGAACAUGAAGGGCAGCGGAGAACCCGCCGGAGAUGAAGAAGAACGUGAAGAAGAACACCUGGGGGGUUUCUCGUCGAUGAAGAACCCGUCGAAGAUGAAGAAGAACAUGAAGGGCGGCGACGAGUCGUUUCUUACCGCUCCCUGUUGUGAAGUGCAACCUUACAACGUCUGGGAGACGGUGACACUCCCGUGAGCAUGUACCACUGAUGUGGUACAAGUACCAGUGCAACUAUUCAAGCCAUACUUUCCACACCAAAAUGUGACCAUCCACUGUGUUAGAUAUAUUGCACCUAUACAAAAUUGAAACUCAUCCUAAAUGUUCCCAUUUCAGUGUUAGAUAGACUUUGGAGUGGUACCAUUGAAAUGAUACAUGUAGCACUAAACUUAUAUGCCAGUGAACUGAUACAUGUACCACUGAACAGAUAUAUGUACAACCAAUUCGAUACGUAAACAAACCAGCAACUUCCCAUUAGUAUCACCACUAAUCGUGGAGUAGAAUGUGUUAUAAAAAAAGAAAAAUGCCAACAAUAAUAAAAUAUCCAGCCAAUGCAACAAAUAAACAUGAAGUCACUAU